This is a messenger RNA of Helobdella robusta, 1156 nucleotides long. RefSeq lists its product as hypothetical. Gene Ontology annotation, cellular component: nucleus. Gene Ontology annotation, molecular function: RNA polymerase II cis-regulatory region sequence-specific DNA binding; DNA-binding transcription factor activity, RNA polymerase II-specific. The transcript has 3 exons. The record is from RefSeq and is a predicted model, not a curated record. Gene Ontology annotation, biological process: cell differentiation; regulation of transcription by RNA polymerase II. The coding region runs from base 176 to 1156 and encodes 326 amino acids. NCBI's taxonomy places the organism in Eukaryota, Metazoa, Annelida, Clitellata, Rhynchobdellida, Glossiphoniidae.
CUAAACAUUUUCCAGCUUUGAUAAAGAAACAUAAGUCUUUUCAUAAGUCAAAUCGAUUGAUUAUUUUUUAUAUAAAUAAAUUUGUUAGUUAUAAAUAUUUGUUUGUUUAUUUAUGUUAGUUAUUGUCGUUACAUCAAUUGGCAUACAAUGAGGAGGUUGCUUUUGUUGAUCAACAAUGUCUGACCUUGGAGAUGAAAAGAAAACUUUUUUGGAACUUGGUAGGCUAGAUUUUAUCGACAGUUCCAAUCGAACUUGCGAUUUCACCAACCCAAAUUCCUACCUCUACCCAACUACAAACAGUUACCACCCUUUCCUAUUUGUCAAUCAACCAAAUCCCGCAAAACAAUCCCUGACUUCUUUCGACACUCAACGACCCGGACACGAACAUUUGUUGGGGCAAACAUCUUUCCUCGGCACUCCCCUAACCCCCCCAUCUCUAACGUCCUACCCCAACUAUGUUACGCAGCUGGUCAACAGCCACGGCGGAUUCCCCCAACAACUCCCUCAACAUCCGCAACAAACUGCCAAUGUUUUCGCAGCGUCACUGAUUGGUAGCGACGGCGCACUUGGUUCCAGCACCUCCGCACAGUUUCCUGACUCCAUGAGGAAUAGCUGGUAUACGUUUCCACCUUUCACUAGAGAUUCCACGUUUUCAAUUUCUCACAUACUGAGCGGAGAUUUGCAGCAGCAGCAGCAACCACAUCUACAGCAACCACAACCAUCGCAGACAACUCAACUUCCACACCAACAACAACACCAGCAACAACAGCAACAACGUUUUUUCCCAGGACAUCACCAAACUUCACUAACAGGUGGCAGUAGCUCUCUUCAGACUCUGGGUGUUUCUAAUCAAGUGUCCCUCUUAAAUACGAACAAUGCUUCUAUGGGCAUGUACGAUCCACCAAGGAUUCCCCUCAAUGGCAUGAAUAGAAGGAAGAGGAGGAUUUUAUUCAAUCAAAAUCAAAUUUGCGAACUUGAGAAGAGGUUUAAGAAUCAAAAAUAUUUGUCGGCGCCUGAACGUGAUCAGCUGGCGCAGAACAUUGGACUCUCUCCUACGCAGGUUAAAAUAUGGUUUCAAAACCAUCGGUAUAAGACGAAAAAAGGAGAUAAAGAUAGAGUAAGUCUUAGUUUUUUUUACGUUUAUUUAUUUUUUUAA